Molecule: messenger RNA, 2060 nt
Organism: Drosophila gunungcola (fruit fly)
Lineage: Eukaryota; Metazoa; Arthropoda; Insecta; Diptera; Drosophilidae
Product: protein anoxia up-regulated
Exons: 7
Coding region: 133-1995 (620 amino acids)
Biological process (GO): protein transport
Source: RefSeq, a predicted model, not a curated record
UGCUUGGUGCCAUUCUCAGGCAGAUCAACUCGAACGGGCGUCUAGUGAACAACACGCAACGACGAUAUAUCCGAACCAAAUCCAACGAACAAUUCAAUUUUAAAUUUCACAAAAGCAACAAAAAAUCGCAAAAUGGUUUACGAAAGUGGAUUUACAACUCGCAGAACGUACUCCUCGAGGCCGGUGACAACUUCUUACGCCGUUACGUACCCCUCUGUUGAGAAAGUAACUCGUGUGUACAAGUCGAGCUACCCCAUCUACUCGAGCUACUCGGUGCCCCGACGCAUCUUCGGCGCAACCCGGGUGGUCACGUCGCCCAUCCGAGUGGUGACCUCCCCUGCCCGCGUGGUGUCCCGCGUCAUACACUCUCCAUCGCCUGUUCGCGUUGUCCGCACGACGACCCGAGUGAUUUCAUCGCCGGAGCGCACCACCUACUCCUACACUUCGCCAUCGACCUACUACAGUCCUUCUACAACCUACUUGCCAUCGACCUACACUUCGACCUACAUCCCGACAUCGUACACCACGUACACGCCGUCCUACGUCUACAACCCGACCACGGUCACCCGGGUGUAUGCCCCCCGUAGCUCGCUAUCGCCGCUGAGGAUCACCUCCUCGCCGGUGAGGAUCGUGACCAGCCCGGUUCGGGCCGUGCCCUCCUACCUGAAGAGGCUGCCGCCUGGCUACGGUGCUCGGGCCCUAACCAAUUACCUCAAUACCGAACCCUUCACCACCUUCUCCGAGGAAACAGCCCGGAUUCGCAACCGCGCGCAAUCCCUGGUUCGUGACUUGCACACUCCCGUGGUGCGCCGUGCACGUAGCUGCACUCCCUUCCCCGUCACUGGUUACACUUAUGAGCCGACAUCGCAACUAGCCUUAGAUGCCUAUGUGGCCCGUGUCACAAACCCCGUGCGUCACAUUGCCAAGGAAGUGCACAACAUUUCGCACUACCCCAGGCCAGCAGUAAAAUAUGUUGAUGCCGAGUUGGACCCUAACCGUCCAUCUAGAAAAUUUUCUGCCCCUAGGCCCCUGGAAGACCCGCUCGAUGUGGAGGCCAAGGAGAAGCAGCGUCUUCGCCAGGAGCGUCUGCUGACGGUCAACGAGGAAGCUCUGGACGAACUGGACUUGGAGAAGAAGCGUGCCCAGAAAGCCGAUGAGGCCAAGCGUCGGGAGGAGAGGGCUCUGAAGGAAGAGAGGGAACGCCUGGCCGCUGAGGCCGAGAAACAGGCUGCUGCCAAGGCCAAGAAGGCCGCCGAAGAAGCGGCUAAAAUCGCUGCCGAAGAGGCUCUUCUGGCCGAGGAAGCCGCGAAAAAGGCUGCCGAAGAAGCGGCCCAAGAAGCCGCUCUUAAAGCUGCCGAAGAAGCUCGCUUGGCCGAGGAAGAAGCCGCCCAAAAGGCUGCCCAGAAAGCCGCCGAAGAGGCUGCCAAAAAAGCUGCCGAAGAGGCUCGUUUAGCCGAAGAAGCUGCCCAGAAGGCUGCUGAGGAAGCGGCCCAGAAAGCCGCCGAGGAAGCGGCCCAGAAAGCCGCCGAGGAAGCCGCUCUGAAGGCCGCCGAAGAGGCGCGUCUGGCCGAAGAAGCAGCCCAAAAGGCCGCUGAAGAAGCCGCCCUGAAGGCUGUCGAAGAGGCGGCACAGAAGGCCGCCGAGGAAGCCCGUGCCGGCGAAGAGGCUCGCCUGGAGGAGGAGCAGCGUCAGCGGGAACAGGAGCUGGAGCGCCUGGCGGAGAUCGAGAAGGAGAGCGAGGGCGAACUGGCCCGCCAGGCCGCCGAGCUGGCCGAGAUCGCCCGCCAGGAGUCCGAGAUCGCCGCCCAGGAGCUGCAGGCCAUCCAGAAGGGCGACAACGAGGCCACCGAGCCACUGGUCGAGGAGCCCAUCACGCCCAUCGAGGAGCAGGAGCCCACCAUCGAGCUGAGCUCCAAUGUCACCACCACCACUGGUGGCAACGACUACGAGGAGGAGGUGGAUGACGAGGAGGAGGACGAGGAGGAGGAGGAAUAGAUUCUACACAAUCAUCAAGCUGUCAACCUAAUUUAAAAGAAACAAUAAAAAACAAUGAAAAACUA